Thermothelomyces thermophilus ATCC 42464 is the source of this 1227-nucleotide messenger RNA. RefSeq lists its product as uncharacterized. The record is from RefSeq and is a predicted model, not a curated record. Gene Ontology annotation, molecular function: transmembrane transporter activity. Gene Ontology annotation, biological process: transmembrane transport. The transcript is spliced from 5 exons. NCBI's taxonomy places the organism in Eukaryota, Fungi, Ascomycota, Sordariomycetes, Sordariales, Chaetomiaceae. Bases 33 to 1130 code for a protein of 365 amino acids.
CAAAGGAAGCUAAUCCGGUUACCCUAAUAGGGAUGUACGGCGCUGCGUACGGGGUUAUUGCGGACAUUGCGACGAUUGAUGAGAGGGGCUCCUUCGUUGGGGUGCUGCUUCUUAUGACCGACUUUGCCACGAGCUUGGGACCCGUCAUUGGCGGUGGCCUGACCCAGGCCUUUGGCUGGCGUGCGAUCUUUUGGUUCCUGGCCAUCCUCACAGGAUCGCACUUUGUUAUCAUGCUGUUGUUCUUUCCGGAAACUCAGCGGAAGAUCGUGGGGAACGGCAGUAUCGAGCCUAGAGGGCUCAUCUACCAGACCGUCUUUUCGCUUAUUCGGAGGCGAAGAAGGUUGCGCGAUACCGAGAUGAUGAGAGGAGGAGAGAGAGAUGGUCAUGAGAACAGAGCUCCCGCCAAAACCAAAACCAGGCUCCGGUUCCCGAAUCCCUUGGCUUGCCUGCCUGUGCUAGCAAACAAGGGGUCACUGCUGGUCAUCCUGAUUACUGCCAUCAACUAUGCCGUCAAGGCCGCGCUGCAGACGUCGCUCGACGCCCAAGGUUCCAAGCUUUACGGGCUCAACUCCAUCCAGGCAGGGUUGGUCUACCUACCUUCGGGGGUCGGUGGCGGUUUCGGAUCGUACGGUGCCGGCAAAUUUAUCGACUGGAACUACCGCCGCACCGUGGACCGGCUGCGCAAGGACGAGGGAGCCGAAUACGACAGGAAGUCACCCGAGUUUCCGCUCGAAAAGACGCGGCUGAGAGGGAUCUACGUCUUGAGUGGGACAACAGUGGCGGGGAUUAUCGGAUAUGGCUUGACACUCAAGUUUCGUUGGCACAUUGCUGUCAUGCUCGUCAUGCAGCUCUUGACGGGCACUGCAACGGCUGCCACGUUUACGCUCUGCGGGACCCUCCUGACGGACCUCAACAUGAACCGGUCGGCCACCGCCCAGGCGGCCAGCAAUCUCGUUCGUUGUCUGAGUGCCGGCGGGGCGGUGGCCAUCUUGCAGCCAAUGGUUGAGAACCUGGGACCGGCAGGGUGCUUCGCCGUCUACGCAUCCAUCGUUUCCCUCGGAAUUCCGCUGGCUUGGGUGUUGCAGAGGUACGGGCUUGCUUGGAGAAAGGGGCAGCCAACGGCGGCUUGAAAAAGGGGUUGACAACCCCCCCGAAUAUUCGCCGAAAAGAUAGAGAACGCGGUUUGCGGUCCUGAGGUUGAACUAAUUAAUAAUACGGAUUGAAUCG